AUGGCAGAUGGCAAAAAACAGCGCAGUGCUAGGCUGACAGGUUUCAAAAACUACAUCUUGUGGUCUUGUGGUUCUAGUCAAAGAUUGGGGCCGAAACGAGCAAGGUCUUUGUCAGCACAAUUUCAAAGUAUAUCUGAAUUUAGGUCUGAUUCAUAUAAUUCCUCCACAUCACAGGCUCAAACAUUUUAUCAUUCUCAUAAGAAACGAGCCAGAUCUGUUUUAACACAUGUCAAACCGGCAUCUAAUAAAGAAUCUCUAAAUUCAUCACAAGAAGAUAUACUUUUGCCAUCAAUGUUCGUAAUAUUAAAUAAACAGUUAUUUAGCAUGUUUGUUUUGAUUGUUCUUAAUGUUGUUUUGAUAUUUUCAGAUUCACUGGCCAAAAUUGGACCAGGAGACGAGCAAAGAUCUGAAAAUGAAAACUUACCCAUAUCAGAUGAACAACUACUACAAAUUCUUGAAGACCCUGAUGAGAAUUAUGAUGACGAUAUUUUUGAUGCUGAUUUCAUUGAGAAUAUGAAUCAUUCUGACAAUGAUAGCGACACAUCAAUUGUAAGUGAAGAUGAAUUAGUCCUAUUAGAAAUACUGAGGAAGAUCAAGAACGGUCAAAUCACUAUAGACAGACUAGAAGAAUUAAUUUUGAAGGAAAUCCUGUAG
This is a messenger RNA of Parnassius apollo (apollo), 654 nucleotides long. The record is from the annotation of a GenBank genome assembly. Lineage: Eukaryota; Metazoa; Arthropoda; Insecta; Lepidoptera; Papilionidae.